Molecule: messenger RNA, 1810 nt
Organism: Enhydra lutris kenyoni (northern sea otter)
Lineage: Eukaryota; Metazoa; Chordata; Mammalia; Carnivora; Mustelidae
Gene: VMA22
Product: coiled-coil domain containing 115
Exons: 5
Coding region: 38-580 (180 amino acids)
Biological process (GO): vacuolar proton-transporting V-type ATPase complex assembly
Cellular component (GO): extrinsic component of endoplasmic reticulum membrane
Source: RefSeq, a predicted model, not a curated record
UGAGGAGGCUGGUUCCAGACCUCAGUACGGUGGGACCAUGGCUGCGCAGGGCUUACGCGCGCAAGUGGACUCUCUCCUUCUGCAACUGCUCCGGGACCUGGAAGAACUGGAGGCGAAGCGGGCAGCACUGAACGCCCGGGUGGAAGAGGGCUGGUUCUCACUCUCCAAAGCUCGCUAUGCCAUGGGUGCCAAGUCUGUAGGUCCUCUGCAGUAUGCCUCCCGCAUGGAGCCUCAGGUCUGCGUCUACACCAGCGAGGCCCAGGACGGGCUCCAGAAGGUCUGGGUGGUGAGAGCCAGCGCCCAGACUCCGGAAGAGGUGGGGCCCCGUGAGGCAGCUUUGCGCAGGCGCAAGGGUCUCUCCAGAACCCCAGAGCCAGAGUCCUCCCCAGCCCCCCGGGACCCUCUGAACUGGUUUGGAAUCCUGGUUCCACACAGUCUGCGUCAUGCCCAAGCCAGCUUCCGGGAAGGCCUGCAGCUGGCUGCAGACAUGGCCAGCCUUCAGAUCCGCAUUGACUGGGGUCAAAGCCAACUCCGGGGGCUCCAGGAAAAACUCAAGCAGCUAGAGCCCGAAUCUACCUGACUUGUGACCAGAGGCUGGACAGUGAGCACAGCUGUUCUUUGGUGUAGCUACCUUAUCUCAGGCCUUCUUCCUUCACAGAUUGCCACUGCCCCAACUAAUCCCUGUUCCUUAAAAUUUCUCUGGUUUGCAUGUUUCUAGCUUUGUUAGGUGUGAAAGUUUGAAGAGCCUCAUGGAUAUAUCAGCUGUGGUUUCUUUACAGGAUAAAAUACUGCACAGUUAGUGGCAGGGAAGGACAACAAAUAGGUGCUUCAGUUGCACUAGAUUCUGAAAACUGAUUUUGGUGUAGGAAAAAAAGACAAACAUGGCUAACAAAUUAAGACAGUAUGAUUCCAUGUCAAUAAAAAACGUGAACACCUAAGUAGGUAGGUAGUCCUUGGCAGGUUUUAAGCCAGAAAGUCUAAAAGAUCUGACUUAGAUUUUCAAGGGAACUCAAGGAACUCUUCAUUUAUUUUUAUAGGAGUGAGACCAUGCUACUUUUAAUUUUUGAAGGGCCAAAUGUAUUUCCUGUGAUGGGAUCUGUGUCCUUGCUUCAUUAUCCUACUGGGUUGUUUUUUUAAAAGUUUGCUUGGGGAAAAUUAAUCCUUUGUUCAUAAUAUGAAAUGUAAAUAUUUUUCCCAAUUUCUCUUGUAACUUUAUGUUUUUUUUAAACUUCAUUUUAAAAUAAAAUGCAUUAACCUGCACAAAAUAUUGAAUAGCUUAAUGAGUAACUAAGGUGAAAGCUAUAGUAAUCAUCACCCAGCUCUUGUAUUUUUUUUUAGUUAGUUUUCUUAAUUGAUUUAAGAGUUGACUUUAUCAAUCAGCUGUUUUAUCAUUUCUGGAUUUGGGGUUGUAAAUGAUAUGAUAAAAGAAUUCUCCAGUAUUUUCCUAAAGAACUUAUGUGGUUUCAGUUGAGGUGUGGGGUGAAUCCUCAUCCAGCUUGUUUUUUCUACCAUAGGUCUACAUUACUGUAUGUGGAACCACUGAGUUGAGAUGCUCCCUUUUUUUUUCUUUCACAUAAUCCCAAUGUAUACCCAUACCGUAUUUUGGAGCUUCCAUUGUUUCAUUGAUUUUACUGUCAGUUAAUAUACAGGUACCACACUGUUCUUUAACAUAUACUUUAAUGGCAGUAGGUCAUAUCUGUGGUUGGAUGGGGUGGGGGGGGAUUGUUUUUUUUUGUUUUUGCCAUAUUGAGGUUGAGUUGUCAGUGAAAAGCCUAAUGGAAGACCUCAAAAGUAAACUAGAGAAAAAAAA